AAAUUUGCUUUCCUAAGCGUCCUUUCGCGAAAGCAAAAAUUAGUUCGGUUCGAGUAAAUUGAAUUUUGUAUUUUUUAAGCCAUCUAUUCAGAAUGGUUCGCAAAACGGAUAAGGCAAAAGAGUCUAGCAAAAAAAGAGCGACAAUAAUGAAGCCUGAGAAACCAAAGAAAGUUAAAGUUUGGGAGCACGAACAAAUUGUUAAAUUCAUCGAUUUGGUAAAAAAUCAAGAAUCCAUCUGGAAGCUCAACGAGGUUGGCCCUUGGAAAAAGAAAACAAGAAAAGAGGCUUGGUCAAAAGUAGCCGAUAGCUUUGGUAAUCAAUUUGACGAGGAGGAUCUGUUAAAAAAAUGGAAUACUUUGAGAGGAUCAUAUAACGUAGUCUCAAAAACCAAUCGCGCAUGGCUUUAUAGGAAAUCACUUUCCUUUCUCGAUAGUCGAUAUGACCAACCAGUUAUUUCUUCCACACAACGGUCUGCAACACCCCCGAGAAAAUCUUCACAAGAUGAAUCUAUUGAUACUGUCGAAGAAGAUGACACAAUAAUCUCUUCGGAUGUACAACUGCCCAACUCUUCAGCAGCAGUCUCUAAUGUCACAACAACAACACCCGCAUCUGCUGCACAUCGACAACAGGGCAUGGGUGCUGUCGAUAGAGACGAGGCUUUGGUCACAUUUAUCCUAAGUGAAUUGCGAACAUUAUCCGAAAGCAAUGCCAAUAUUUUGAGAUGUCGUCUGCAACGCAGCCUACUGGAGUUUAAUGAGGAAAAUCAGAACAAUAUGUCUAUGUCGAUGAAUGCUGCCGAUCUGGUCGAGAUGAAUUAUGGCACUUCAAAGAAUUAUUAGUUUACCUAUCGAAAAGAAUAUUUAUGAUUAUUGUACUUAUAUUUACCUGAAAAAUUAAAUAAAGCAAGGAAUGUGCACUG
Molecule: messenger RNA, 919 nt
Organism: Drosophila grimshawi
Lineage: Eukaryota; Metazoa; Arthropoda; Insecta; Diptera; Drosophilidae
Exons: 2
Coding region: 93-839 (248 amino acids)
Source: RefSeq, a predicted model, not a curated record